Messenger RNA from Cantharellus anzutake, 603 nucleotides. Its product is annotated as calcium-binding EF-hand domain-containing protein. The coding region runs from base 1 to 603 and encodes 200 amino acids. Gene Ontology annotation, molecular function: cytoskeletal motor regulator activity; myosin heavy chain binding; calcium ion binding. The record is from RefSeq and is a predicted model, not a curated record. Lineage: Eukaryota; Fungi; Basidiomycota; Agaricomycetes; Cantharellales; Hydnaceae. Gene Ontology annotation, cellular component: cytoplasm; myosin II complex. Gene Ontology annotation, biological process: actomyosin structure organization; mitotic cytokinesis. The transcript has 3 exons.
AUGUCGUAUCCUAAUGCCCUAUCAGCCUCAAGGUCUUCAGGAUUCCUCUCUCCUGGGGGGAAGAAGACCCGAGUUCGUCGCGAGCCAUCAGGCGUAUUUUCUCUAUUUCAACCUCUACAAGUCCAACAGUUUAAGGAGGCGUUUAGCUUAGUUGACCAAGACGGGGACGGAAUCGUCACUGAACCGGAUCUCUUGGCUAUGUUUGGGAGCCUAGGUAUCGUGCCCAGCAAAAAAAUGCUGGACGACUUACUGAACGCACGUCCUGGUCAGGGUGCAGGAGCGUUCAAUGAGGGAAAAACGAAAGGUGUCAACUUCACCAUGUUUUUAACGAUGAUGGGAGAGCAUCUGCUAGAACUCGAUUCGGAAGCCGAAUUACUGGAGGCCUUUGAAUCAUUCGAUGAGAACGAUGAUGGCAAGGUUAAAUGCGAUGAGAUACGCAAAUGGCUAAGCGAAGUCGGGGACCGGAUGGACCACACUGAGAUCGACAAACUAUUGAAAGGGCCAUUCACAGAUCGUCAAGGGUACUUCAAUUACCGAGAAUGGGUCAAAGUAUUACGGGUGAAUGCAGACGAAGAUGAGGACAGUGAUGGCGUGAAGUUAUAA